Molecule: messenger RNA, 438 nt
Organism: Rhizophagus irregularis DAOM 181602=DAOM 197198
Lineage: Eukaryota; Fungi; Glomeromycota; Glomeromycetes; Glomerales; Glomeraceae
Source: RefSeq, a predicted model, not a curated record
AUAUUAUUUUGCGAAAUCGGAAAAGGUCUGCUAAAUGUCGAAAUGCAAGAUUCAAACGAAUGUAUUAAACGAAUUGAAGAAGCUAUCGAUAAUGAAUAUUUUAAACAUUAUGAAUACAAACAUUUUAGUAAUAUUCAAGAGAUUGGUUCCGGAAGUUCUGGUAAAAUGUAUCGUGCAGAGUGGAAAAAUUUUCAUAGUUAUUUAGCAUUAAAAUCUUUUUAUAGAUUCGAUAAUGUUAUUGUAAAAGAAAUUGUUCAUGAGUUUAAACUUAAACGAGAUAUAGGUUCUCAUGAUAACAUUAUUCAAUUCUAUGGAAUUACAACGAGUAUGUUAGAAUAAUAUGUUAUUUGUAUAAAAUUUAAUAAUCUGAUUUUUUCUUUUAUUUGCUAGAAGAUCAAUUGAAAAAUUAUCUUUUGGUAAUGGAGUAUGCCGAUGGGG